This is a messenger RNA of Dalotia coriaria, 1571 nucleotides long. Its product is annotated as interleukin enhancer-binding factor 2 homolog. Gene Ontology annotation, biological process: positive regulation of DNA-templated transcription. The record is from RefSeq and is a predicted model, not a curated record. Lineage: Eukaryota; Metazoa; Arthropoda; Insecta; Coleoptera; Staphylinidae. Bases 123 to 1295 code for a protein of 390 amino acids. The transcript is spliced from 3 exons. Gene Ontology annotation, molecular function: double-stranded RNA binding; DNA binding. Gene Ontology annotation, cellular component: catalytic step 2 spliceosome.
UUGAGUUCAACUGUGGUGUAAACAAGUUCUUAUGAAGUCCUGCUUGCGGUAUAAUAGUGGGUUUAAUCGAUCGGUCAUUUUCAUCCCAGCAACUUAUUUUAUACUAACUUAAAUUAAUUUUCAUGGCAAGAGGAAACAUGCGUGGACGCGGCGGAGUCGGUAGAGGCAUCGGUCGGCACCCAUUUAAACCAAAGAUUUUCCUGCCGAGGCACCCCUUCGACCUAACCUUAGCGGAGGUAACUUUCCCCAAGUUAAAACCCUCUCCAGAUGAGACUAUGUUUACGAACGCGUUGCUCAAACGCAAUGCUGACUUGUCUCCAACGGCCGCCGAACAAACAGCUAUUCUUAACUUGGUAACAAAGAUACAAACUGUCUUAGAUAAUUUGGUUGUUGCACCAGGGACAUUUGAUGCUUGUCAACUGGAAGAAGUGAGGCAAGUGGGUUCCUUCAAGAAAGGCACAAUGGUAUCUGGCCACAAUGUAGCAGAUAUUGUUGUAAUUCUGAAAACAUUGCCAACAAAAGAAGCUGUUGAAGCGCUCGGCAACAAAGUGCGCGACGAUUUGAAAAACCUCAUGAAAUCUGAGGUGAUCAACAAAGGCGAAUCUCUAAAUCAUGCGAUAAAUGAGCGUGGCAUUGAAAUAAGUAACUGUUUUGCAACGGUACGGGUAAUGGUUACUACCGUCCAUCACAACAUCCGCAAACUUGAUCCGGAAAUUCAUCUGGAUCCCAAAAUCAUGAUGAGCCACUUAGCGGCAAUCCGACACAGCCGCUGGUUUGAGGAAAAUGCGCAUCAUUCGUCAAUCAAAGUACUUAUUCGAUUAUUACGUGAUUUACGCUCGCGAUUUGAAGGUUUUGAGCCUUUAACACCGUGGAUGUUAGAUCUUUUAGCGCAUUUUGCGAUUAUGAAUAAUCCUAGUCGGCAGGCAGUGCCGAUUAAUCAAGCCUUUCGACGUGUUUUUCAAUUGUUAGCCGCAGGACUAUUCUUGCCUGGUUCGGCGGGCAUUACUGAUCCUUGCGAGGGUGGCAAUUUACGUAUUCACACAGCGAUGUCUUUGGAGCAGCAGGAUACUUGUUGUCUGACUGCGCAGACACUUUUGAGAGUACUUUCACACGGAGGCUAUAAGCACAUUCUUGGCCUGGAGGGCAACGCGACGAUUGCUAAGGAAAUGUCGAUUUGGGACGGCGUCGUUGUUUCACCCUUGGAGAAAGCCUAUGAAAAACCCUUAGAGAAGAAGGACGGCGAAGAGGGUGAAGAUGAGGACAUGGAGGGUGAAGGCGAAGAAGAUUUUUCGUGAGGUUAUGUUCGGAGCUGUCAAAUCAUUUUUUGCGUGAUUGUAUAUUAUUUUACUUUUCGUACAUUAAGUGGCUGUAAAAUGAAGAAUAAUUGAUUUACAUUCAGGUUGUGCUGAAUAUGUGCUCAAAUUCUGAGCAAGAUUAGCGUAGAGAAGGUGUUUUUGUUUGCUAUAAUAAACAAAAACAGUAGUUUAGUAAUGUGUCAAUCCAAACAAUGAAGUUAGCAAUAUGAUCUGCUUUGAUUUUGACACUGAAAUAAACACUGUGUUCACUUUCAA